Messenger RNA from Tachyglossus aculeatus (Australian echidna), 4892 nucleotides. RefSeq names its product PH domain and leucine rich repeat protein phosphatase 1 (gene PHLPP1). The coding region runs from base 82 to 3789 and encodes 1235 amino acids. Gene Ontology annotation, molecular function: protein binding. NCBI's taxonomy places the organism in Eukaryota, Metazoa, Chordata, Mammalia, Monotremata, Tachyglossidae. The transcript has 17 exons. The record is from RefSeq and is a predicted model, not a curated record.
UCAGAGCCAGAAAAAUCUGGAUGACAGCACGACCAGUUGCAGGAACUGCUAACGCACAAGCGAAGAACCGGAGCAGUCGAGAUGCUGCUGGCGUCUGUUUGCCAAACAGGGUUGGAAUUUGCACAAGUCUGUCUCCCAGUUUGGCCAAACCGUUUCACGAUUCAGGCAGCAGCAGGGCAGCCCCACGAUGCCAGCAGCUCGGAGCGGAUCCAGCUGUCAGGAACGUUCAACGUGCGGAAGGGGAAGAUGCAGUUGCCCGGGAGCCGUUGGGCCCGGCGCCAGGUGAUCGUGUGUGGCACCUGCUUGAUCGUGUCGUCCGUGAAGGACAGCCUGGCCGGCAAGAUGCACGUGUUGCCGCUCAUCGGAGGCAGAGUGGAGGAAGUGAAAAAGCACCGUGAGCACUGUCUGGCCUUUAGUUCAUCCGGGCCACAAAGCCAAACCUAUUACGUUUGUUUCGAUACUUUCACUGAGUACCUGAGGUGGCUGCGCCUAGCUUCCAAGGUUGCCUCCCAGCGUAUCAGCUCGGUGGACCUUUCUUGCUGCAGCUUGGAGCAGCUUCCUGCCAAUCUGUUCUACAGCCAAGAUCUCACGCACCUUAACUUGAAGCAGAACUUCCUGAGGCCCGGCCCCUCGGCCUCUCGGGGGCUCGAAGAACUGCAGAGAUUCUCCAAGUUGAAGAGUCUUAACCUAUCCAAUAACCACCUGGGUGACUUCCCGCUGGCCGUCUGCUCCAUCCCGACGCUCACGGAGCUGAAUGUGUCCUGCAAUGCCCUGAGAACCGUGCCUGGCAAAGUCGGAGACAUGCACAACUUGCAGACGUUUCUGCUGGACGGCAACCACCUGCUGUCUCUUCCUGCCGAGAUGGAGAACAUGCAACAACUCAGCUAUCUGGGCCUCUCCUUCAACGAAUUCGCCGACAUCCCCAGCGUGUUGGCCAAGCUGACCGCCGUGGACCGGCUCUGUAUGUCCGGGAACUGCCUGGAGACCCUCAGCCUGCAGGCGCUUGGCAGAGUGCCACACAUCAAGCACGUGGACCUGAGGCUGAAUGGCAUCAGGGAGCUGGUGGUGGCAGAAGACUCAGACGCCCUUCAUCACGUGACUCAGCUGGACCUGCGGGACAACAAGCUCGUGGAACUGGAUGUCACCGUUUUCUGCAACAUCCAGGUGCUGCACUGUGAGCGCAACCAGCUGGGGAGCCUGAAGCUCUCUGGGGCCUCCCUGAAGGCUCUCUACGCCUCGUCCAAUGAGCUGGUUCAUCUCGACGUUUGCCCAGUUCCAACCUUCUUGACCCUCAUGGACCUCUCCAGGAACCGCUUGGAGAAUGUGCCCGAGUGGGUGUGUGACAGCCCGAAGUUAGAAGUGCUGGACAUUGGACACAACCAUAUACGGGAGCUUCCAGCCCGGUUGUUCUGUAACCGCGGCCUGAGGAAACUGCUGGCAGGACACAAUCGGCUGACCCGGCUGCCGGAUCGGCUUGAGGGGACCCAGGUGGAAGUUCUGGACGUGCAGCACAACCAGCUACUCGAGCUGCCGCCCAACCUCCUGCUGAAAGCCGACAGCCUGAGGUACCUGAACGCUUCGGCUAACAGCCUGGAGACCCUUCCCCCGGCUCCGCUCUCCGAAGAGACGGCCAGCGUGCUGCAGGAGUUGUACGUGACCAACAAUCGCCUCACGGACAAGUGCGUGCCCUUCCUGACGGGCCACCCCCGCUUGAAGAUCCUGCACAUGGCCUACAACCGGCUCCAGAGCUUCCCGGCCAGUAAAAUGGCCAAGCUGGAGGAGCUGGAGGAAGUGGAUCUCAGCGGCAACAAGCUGAAGGCCAUGCCUACCACCAUCCUGGCCUGCAGGCGCAUGCACACUGUCAGCGCGCAUUCCAACUGCAUUGAGGUCUUCCCAGAAGUCAUGCAGCUGCCAGAAAUCAAGUGCGUGGACCUGAGCUGUAACGAGCUGAGCGAAGUCACGUUGCCCGAAAACCUGCCCCCCAAACUGCAAGAACUCGACUUGACAGGGAACCCGCGCCUGGUCCUGGACCACAGGACUCUGGAACUGCUCAAUAACAUCCGCUGUUUCAAGAUCGACCAGCCGUCAGCCGGCGAUGCCGCCGGAGUUCCGGCCGUGUGGAGCCAUGGCUUCACGGAGGCGUCGGGGGUGAAAAACAAGCUGUGUGUGGCGGCCCUGUCAGCCACCAACUUCUGCGAUAACCGCGAGGCGCUGUACGGCGUGUUUGACGGUGACCGCAACGUGGAGGUGCCCUACCUCCUGCAGUGCACCAUGAGCGACGUCCUGGCCGAGGAGCUGCAGAAGACCAAGAACGAGGAGGAGUACAUGGUCAACACGUUCAUCGUCAUGCAGAGGAAACUCGGGACGGCCGGACAGAAGCUCGGGGGCUCGGCCGUCCUCUGCCAUAUCAAGCACGACCCCCUGGAGCCCGGCGGGUACUUCACCUUGACGUCGGCCAACGUGGGGAAGUGCCGGGCGGUCCUGUGUCGCGAUGGGAAGCCUGUGCCCCUGUCCCGCUCGUAUGUCAUGAGCUGUGAGGAGGAGUGGAAGAGGGUCAAGCAGAACAAGGCCAUCAUCACCGAGGACGGCAAGGUGAACGGGGUGACCGACUCGACGCGGAUCCUGGGUUACACGUUCCUCCACCCGAGCGUGGUGCCGCGGCCGCACGUGCAAUCGGUGACCCUCACCCCGCGGGACGAGUUCUUCAUCCUGGGCAGCAAGGGGCUCUGGGACAGCCUGGCGGCCGAGGAGGCGGUGGAGGCCGUGCGCAACGUGCCCGACGCCCUGGCCGCCGCCAAGAAGCUGUGCACGCUGGCCCAGAGCUACGGCUGCAACGACAGCAUCAGCGCGGUGGUCGUGCAGCUCAGCGUCCCCGAGGACAACUUCUGCUGUUGCUGCUGCUGCGGCGGCAGCGGGGCCGCGGGCGGCGGGGGGCCGCCCCCCAGCCCGGGCCUCGGGAUGCCAUCCGGCGGGGGCCUCAGGGAGAGGCCUCCGGACGGGCUGGGCGCGCCCCCGUCGUCGAGCAGCGGCCCGGCCUCGGAGAUGAGCAGCGAGGUCUCCACGUCGGAGAUGAGCAGCGAGGUGGGCUCCACGGCGUCCGACGAGCCGCCCCCCGGGGGGGCCCCGAGCGAGAGCGGCCCCGCCGCCUCAGCCGGCGAGCCGCGCUGCAUGCUGCAUCCCGGGGGCCCGUCCGGCUCCUUCCAGCGCCAGCUGUCCAACGCCACCUUCUCCAGCGCCUUCUCCGACAACGGCCUCGACAGCGACGACGAGGAGCCCAUCCAGGGCGUGUUCAGCAACGGGAGCCGCGUGGAGGUGGAGGUGGACAUCCACUGCGGCCGCGCCAAGCCGCAGCCACCGCCCCCGCCCCCGUCGCCGCCUCCCGGGCCGCUGGAGGCCGGCGACGAGGGACCGGGCGGCGGCGUCGGAGGCGCCAACGAGGAGGAGGCCGGCCCGCCCAGGAAGACCGACUUCUCCGCCACGGGGACCAUCGGGCGCCGCCGGGGCAACGGCUCGGUGGCGCCCCAGGAGAGGAGCCACAACGUGAUCGAGGUGGCGGCCGACGCGCCCCUCCGGAAGCCCGGGGGCUACUUUGCCGCCCCGGCCCAGCCCGACCCCGACGACCAGUUCAUCGUCCCCCCGGAACUGGAGGAGGAGGUCAAGGAGAUCAUGAAACAGCACCAGGAGCAGCAGCUGCAGCAGCAGGUGCAGCAGGCCCAGCCCCAGCCCCAGCCCCAGCCGCGGCGGUAUCCGACAGACCAGCUACCGGACUGUUACGACACACCGCUAUGACCCGGCCUGCGCCCUCGUUUUUAACCGUUAAUAAACGAACCCAGGGAGCCUGGUGGAGUGGAGUUGCCGGGCGGUCCCCCAGCGGCCCACAGCACCCUGGGGUGGGGGGGCACCUGCACUCAGAUUCCCUCGUCCUCCGGGUCCCCUCCCGCCCCCCACCCCCGCUUUCACGCAGCGCUGAUCUCUAGGUCCGUCUCCUCCUCUUCUCUGUUCGUCACCUCUAAUAACGACCACGUCUCUUCUAGCGAUGAUGCUUUACCACGAUGAGCUGAAUCGGUUAACUCUUUGCGCCUAACACAUCACAAGUGUAAAAACAAAGAACAAAGGUUUAAUAUAUUGCAGAGAAACAGAUAAUGAUGUAAUAUUUUUUAAAAAUGACUUUUGUGUGAGGGCAGGGCAGGUUGCCAGUGCUAAAUGACUAAGUAAUAUUGUAACACUGUAUUUCUUUGGAAAAAGGCUUUUUUUGGUCUUGAAAAUGGUAGACAUUUGUAGACUAUGGAGACUGACUCCUAGGAGUUGCUGUAGUGUGACUUGCGUCACCGAGAUUCACUAAUUUUCUCUGAGAGAACAGUUGAUUGGGAAAUGAUUCUUGUACAUAGUUCAGUGUUGUAUAGUGACGCUUGGAAACGUUUCGUAGUAUCGGCACCAGGACACAUUCACCCGAGUAACUGAGCGCCUCUCCUCUCGGUCUGGUCGUGCCCACCCACCCUCCCCUCGCCAGACCUGCCACCCCUCGCUGGACCCACCCACCCUCCGGUCCCCACUCGAGGGGGGAUGACAAGUCGGGGAACGCUCUGUCCCUUCUGACGAGCUGGGCUUCAGACUGCUGGAGGUAUCCCUCUCUGAACCUGCUCCUUCUCUUCCCUUCCCCCCACAACCACCCUUGCCCCCAGACCUUGCAGACAGAGUGUGAGUGUGUGUGUGUGUGUGUGCGUGCGUGCGCACGCGUGUGUACGUGUGUGUUUGUUCCUGAUAGUAGCCACAGCCGGCGGGAUUCUAUCGGGCUCACUUAGACCCCUUCUGGAGCCCGAGUUCUAUUAGAGCAGAAUGCACAGAUGAACACGUCCUAGUUUUUGUUAUAAUAAAUCUAAAAUUUCCAAGUA